Crotalus tigris (Tiger rattlesnake) is the source of this 843-nucleotide messenger RNA. RefSeq lists its product as uncharacterized. Gene Ontology annotation, molecular function: antigen binding; immunoglobulin receptor binding. Bases 1 to 843 code for a protein of 280 amino acids. The transcript has 5 exons. Gene Ontology annotation, biological process: innate immune response; phagocytosis, recognition; phagocytosis, engulfment. Lineage: Eukaryota; Metazoa; Chordata; Lepidosauria; Squamata; Viperidae. Gene Ontology annotation, cellular component: blood microparticle; immunoglobulin complex, circulating; external side of plasma membrane. The record is from RefSeq and is a predicted model, not a curated record.
AUGAUUCUGUGGCUGAACUUUCUUGCACUUCUUGGAGGUGUCCAAUCCGACAUCCAAUUGGUGGAGUCUGGAGGGGAUGUGAGAAGACCUGGAGAAUCCCUCCGUCUCUCCUGCCAAGCCUCUGGAUUCUCCUUCAAUGGCUCUUACAUGGGCUGGGUGAGACAGGCUCCUGGGAAAGGAUUGGAAUGGGUAGCCUAUAUAAGUCCUGGUUCCGGUGCUUACUACUCAGACAAAGUGAAGGGACGCUUCACCAUCUCCAGGGACAAUGCCAAAAGCCAGAUGUAUCUGCAAAUGAACAGCCUCAAAGCUGAAGACAUGGCGGUCUAUUACUGUAUGAGAGGCAUAGCAACAGCUGCUUUGCCUUUUCCAGACACUCCUACCAGCACAAAGUCUGUGCAUUAUCCCAACACCUCUCCUUUCAGCUCUCAUCCAUUCGUUACAGGGAGACCAAACAUGAUUCUGUGCCUAAACCUGUUAUCCUUACUUGCACUCUUCGGAGAUGUCCAAUCUGACAUCCAAUUGGUUGAGUCUGGAGGGGAUGUAAGAAGACCUGGAGGGUCCCUCCGUCUCUCCUGCCAAGCCUCUGGAUUCACCUUCAGCAGCUCUUACAUGCACUGGGUGAGACAGGCUCCAGGGAAAGGACUGGAGUGGGUUGCAAGGAUAGGUACAUCCUCAUCUCCAAUUAACUACUCGGACAAAGUCAAGGGACGCUUCACCAUCUCCAGGGAUGAUGCCAAAAGCCAGCUGUAUCUGCAAAUGAACAAUCUGAAAGCUGAAGACACAGCAAUCUAUUAUUGUGUGGGAGACACAGUGCAGAAUGUGCUGAAAGACAAUGAAGAAUGA